This is a messenger RNA of Asparagus officinalis (garden asparagus), 2344 nucleotides long. RefSeq names its product pyrophosphate-energized vacuolar membrane proton pump. Bases 67 to 2070 code for a protein of 667 amino acids. The record is from RefSeq and is a predicted model, not a curated record. Gene Ontology annotation, biological process: proton transmembrane transport. Lineage: Eukaryota; Viridiplantae; Streptophyta; Magnoliopsida; Asparagales; Asparagaceae. The transcript is spliced from 7 exons. Gene Ontology annotation, cellular component: membrane. Gene Ontology annotation, molecular function: diphosphate hydrolysis-driven proton transmembrane transporter activity; inorganic diphosphate phosphatase activity.
UAAAUAUUGAUUUGAACAGGAGCAACCUCCUUCCUCUUCACUGAGUACCAAUAUGUUGGAGUUUUCAUGGUGGCCUUUGCUGUCCUCAUCUUCCUCUUCCUCGGCUCUGUCGAGGGCUUCAGCACAAAGGGCCAGCCGUGCACCUACAGCAAGGACAAGACCUGCAAGCCUGCCCUUUUCAAUGCCAUCUUCAGCACAAUCGCCUUCUUGCUUGGUGCAAUCACCUCCGUCAUCUCCGGCUUCCUUGGGAUGAAGAUUGCUACAUAUGCCAAUGCGAGAACCACUCUGGAGGCAAGGAAAGGAGUAGGCAAAGCUUUCAUUACUGCUUUUAGAUCAGGUGCGGUGAUGGGCUUCUUGCUUGCUGCAAAUGGGCUCUUGGUUCUUUACAUCUCAAUUAACUUGUUUAAGUUGUAUUAUGGUGAUGAUUGGGAGGGUCUCUUUGAGGCUAUCACUGGUUAUGGGCUUGGUGGGUCUUCAAUGGCCCUUUUCGGGAGAGUUGGGGGAGGUAUUUAUACUAAAGCUGCUGAUGUUGGUGCUGAUCUUGUUGGUAAAGUUGAGAGGAACAUACCUGAGGAUGACCCCAGAAAUCCUGCUGUGAUUGCUGAUAAUGUUGGGGACAAUGUUGGGGAUAUAGCUGGGAUGGGUUCUGACCUGUUUGGUUCUUAUGCUGAGUCAUCCUGUGCUGCUCUCGUUGUUGCUUCGAUUUCUUCGUUUGGGAUCAAUCAUGACUUCACUGGAAUGUGCUACCCACUCCUUAUUAGCUCUAUGGGAAUCAUUGUCUGUUUGAUCACAACUCUAUUUGCUACUGAUUUCUUUGAGAUUAAGGCAGUGAAGGAGAUCGAGCCUGCACUGAAGAAGCAACUCAUAAUCUCCACUGUGCUGAUGACUCUUGGUAUUGCACUCGUCAGUUGGUUGGCACUUCCCUCUACCUUCACUAUCUUCAAUUUUGGUGUUCAGAAGCAAGUAAAGAACUGGGAGCUGUUCUUCUGUGUUGCAAUUGGUUUGUGGGCUGGGCUGGUUAUUGGCUUUGUCACUGAAUAUUACACUAGCAAUGCAUACAGCCCUGUGCAAGAUGUUGCUGAUUCCUGCAGAACAGGAGCUGCCACUAAUGUUAUCUUUGGGCUUGCCUUAGGAUACAAAUCCGUCAUAAUUCCAAUUUUUGCUAUUGCCAUCAGUAUUUUUGUUAGUUUUAGCUUGGCUGCUAUGUACGGUAUUGCAGUUGCUGCUCUUGGUAUGCUGAGCACCAUUGCCACUGGAUUGGCCAUUGAUGCCUAUGGACCAAUCAGUGACAAUGCUGGAGGGAUUGCUGAAAUGGCGGGGAUGAGCCAUAGGAUUCGUGAGAGAACCGAUGCUUUGGAUGCUGCAGGAAACACAACUGCUGCCAUUGGGAAGGGGUUCGCCAUUGGUUCAGCUGCCCUUGUGUCCCUUGCUCUCUUUGGUGCUUUUGUGAGCCGUGCAGCAAUCUCAACAGUCGAUGUUCUUACCCCAAAGGUCUUCAUUGGUUUAAUUGUUGGUGCUAUGCUUCCCUACUGGUUCUCGGCCAUGACCAUGAAGAGUGUCGGAAGUGCAGCUCUCAAGAUGGUCGAGGAAGUCCGAAGGCAGUUCAACACCAUCCCAGGUCUCAUGGAGGGCACUGGUAAGCCGGACUAUGCGACAUGUGUUAAGAUCUCAACAGAUGCAUCCAUCAAGGAGAUGAUACCUCCGGGUGCUCUCGUCAUGCUCACUCCUCUCAUUGUUGGGACUUUCUUUGGUGUUGAAACUCUCUCUGGAGUUCUUGCUGGCUCUCUUGUAUCUGGUGUUCAGAUUGCAAUCUCAGCAUCCAACACUGGGGGAGCUUGGGACAAUGCAAAGAAAUAUAUUGAGGCUGGUGCUUCUGAGCAUGCGAGGACCCUCGGGCCGAAAGGGUCAGACCCACACAAGGCCGCAGUUAUUGGGGACACUAUCGGUGACCCUCUUAAGGACACAUCUGGGCCGUCCCUCAACAUCCUUAUCAAGCUCAUGGCUGUCGAAUCCCUAGUUUUCGCUCCAUUCUUUGCAACUCACGGAGGACUCCUCUUUAAGAUCUUCUGAGAGAUGGGAAGAAAAUAAGCAAUUGGUUUGGUGUCUCAAUCUGUUAUGCUCAGUAUCCUUUUGAUCUGCAUUGAUAAAAUUCUCUCCUUUUUUUUGUGCUUAGUUCUGUAAGUUCAAGUGGUUUGUACCCUAGGGGUUGGGUUUCAGGCAAAGCAAUUUUUUCCAAGUGAUGGUAGGGUCGAUGAUGAUGAUAAAUGUUUGGUGAUGUGCUGGUUAUGACAAUGAUUACGAUUCAUAAAGAGUUUUAUAGGUCGUGUUGCGGGGUUUUGUGCUU